CUGAUUGCAACUACUCUUCACAACUUCAAGAUAGAAUUAACCCCACACUAGUUGCAGAAAAGCUGUUUUACUUGAUAUUUCGAAUUGAUUUUACUUCCUUAAGUCAAUAUUUUGUCUCCAAGACAAAGUGGACAAUGUUCUUCUACUUGUCAUUUCGGAACAGAUUUUGAAGCCCCCAGCAAUGUUCAACUGACUCACCACAACUUCCUACUUUUUAAAUCAUGCACAGUACUUAUAGAAACCACAGCUCGAAGGUUUGAACCAUUAAUAUGAGAAAUCAGUGUCUUAUGUUUAUGAUGUUUCCACCCCACAUUUAUUUGUUAUAUGGUUUCACAUUUUGCUGCUGUGGCGGCAGCGGGUGUGUCCAGACGUGUGUGAACUAUCUGGUUAUUCACUCAUGUAAACUUUAAAGCGCAAAUGUAAAGGACGAUGGUGUUUAUUAGCAAGACUCCCGCAACAAAUGUCAACUCAGUUUGUUAAAGAGAAUAUUAUUGUUUUGUUCUCAGGGUAUCAUAUCUUCUUCACUCUCAUGACAAAACUGUGACAAUUUUGGCAAAAGUGUGAAAGAUUAUGCUUACUGCUCUGCCUGUGUGAAAGUUUGUACGAGAUAUUGCACAUGCAUACUUUAUCAAGUGAGAAGACGGAUUUCCUGUAACUGCACUUAAAUAUUGUAUUUCCCAUACUUAAUGGAGAAUUUUAUUUCUGUUUUCUUUGCUAUCGUUGCACCCUUCAUCCUGGUUUCUUUUGCCUUGCAUUCAUAAUUUAGUUGGUUUGAUAUCCAACCUAAAAUACAAAAUAAAUAACAGUGACUAAGUGAUAGAAGAGCUUGCAUCACACCCACUUCGAAUAAUUGCUGACUGGUCAACAUUAUUGCACACACCAGGCACCAGUUUACACACACACAUAUACACACACACACAACAUCUGUGUGCACAUCUCCUGGAAGGAGGCCAGCACCCCUACUUUCAGAUUCUCGAUCUGCAGUCAGAAUUGACUUGUGUGCUUCUUUGUGGUCUCUGGCCUUUAAGCCUUACAUGGAAAGCAGCUUUGGACAAUUGCCAACCAUGGACACGGUUGAAGACCAAUAUUCCCUCCUCAUGGAUCUCCUCAAUAUGAAUGAGACAUAUGACCCAAGCUAUGUUGUCAGCGAAAGUGUCAAACUCUGUAGGAAGUCAAAUGUCAAUGAUUUUGGCUCCAAAUUUAACCCGGCUUUCUGCUAUGUCAAUUUCUUUCUGAGUUACCUUGGUAAUGGCCUCGUCCUCUACAUCAUUUACAAGUAUGAGAAGCUCAACACGGUGACAAACAUUUUCCUGCUCAAUCUGGUUCUCUCCAACAUCCUGUUUGCCACCAGUCUCCCAUUUUGGGCAACUUAUCAUCUGUCUGAAUGGAUUUUUGGAAAUAUUUUAUGUAAGUUAGUCAGCAGCGCCUACUUCAUCGGUUUCUACAGCUCCAUCCUGUUCCUCACGCUUAUGACAUUCGACCGAUACCUUGCAGUGGUGCAUGCGGUAGCAGCUGCUAGAAGCAGAAAGAGAAGCUAUGCUUUUAUAUCCUCUGCAGUUGUUUGGUGUAUCAGUGUUAUGGCCAGUGUGAAAGAACUGAUUUUUCAGAACGUGUGGAAGAGUCCUUUCAACGGGCUGGUGUGUGAGGAGUCAGGAUACUCUGAAAGCACCAUGGCAUUGUGGCGUCUGGUCUCUUAUUAUCAACAAUUUCUGGUGUUUUUCCUCCUCCCUCUGCUGAUGGUGAUCUACUGCUACAUCAGCAUCACUGUCCGUAUCCUGUCCACUCGAAUGAAGGAGAAAUGUCGUGCCAUCAAGCUUAUAUUCAUCAUCAUCUUUACUUUCUUCCUUUGCUGGACCCCCUACAAUGUCGUCAUCCUACUUCGAGCCAUCCAGAGCUCCAAUCCGGAUGUGGAUUGCGCUGACUCAGACAAACUGGACUAUGCGUUGUUUGUGACCCGCAAUGUAGCCUACCUUUAUUGUUGUAUCAGUCCAGUGUUUUACACAUUUGUGGGUAAAAAGUUUCAGAGCCACUUUAAAAGGCUGCUUGCUAAGAAAAUCCCUUGUCUCAGGAGACACCUGAGUCUCAGCAGCCAGAGUACACGAAGCACAUCACAGAAGACACCACAUUCUGAUUAUGAGUACUAGAGAAACUACAUGCUGUAAAUAGAAAUAUGAUGGAAACAAUAAGCAAUGAAGAUUUCAGAAAAAAAAUUAGAAUUGCUGUUGUAGUUUCUCAUAAAAUAUUUUUUUUAAUGAUCCAAAAUUAUUUCUGUAUGACUUUUAUACCAUGUUAAACAUUUCAUUGUAUUAUAGUUCUUUCAUUUCAAUUGUCCUUAGCUGGACAAUCUCAUGUAUACACGCCAUAAUGAAGCAAAAUUAGACAAUGGUUUUGGUUUUGUGUGUGUAUGUGCGGGCGUGCAUGUGUAUUUCCCGUAUAAAGUUUUGAAUACUUACUGUCUUGGUUUCUGAUGAAAAUGAAUACAAAUUGCUGUACAUAUAUUUUACUAUUUUGAUUUUUUUAGUCCAUUGCGUAUCAACAGAAAAUUUUGUUUGCCAGUUAUAGUAAAUGUCACAAUUGUAUUGCUUUCCCUCAGAGCUAUCUGCUUUUUGUAUAUGUUGAGCGGAACCAGAGAUUCAAAGGAAAUUGCGGUUUGCAAAUUUCCGCUACUUCCAGGAAAGGGUGCCAAUAUCAGUAACACAGCCAGGACAUUGAGUUUUCUAUUUCUUUCCCUAUUGUUUGUUUUAAAUGGUUGUUUAUCAUUUGCUCUUUAAUAAAAAAAACGAGUUCUCAAUGGAAAAUAAAAUAUUUCACGAUU
Messenger RNA from Syngnathus typhle (broad-nosed pipefish), 2815 nucleotides. Its product is annotated as C-C chemokine receptor type 3-like. Gene Ontology annotation, cellular component: membrane. Gene Ontology annotation, biological process: G protein-coupled receptor signaling pathway; chemotaxis; immune response. The coding region runs from base 1035 to 2144 and encodes 369 amino acids. Gene Ontology annotation, molecular function: chemokine receptor activity. The record is from RefSeq and is a predicted model, not a curated record. The transcript is spliced from 2 exons. Lineage: Eukaryota; Metazoa; Chordata; Actinopteri; Syngnathiformes; Syngnathidae.